GAUCUCAAAUAUAACAAAUGCGAGUAUACUACUAAAGAACUUAAAAAAAUUGUUCAAGAACUAAACAAAGAUAAACUAGAAGAAGUUAUAAUCAAAGAUAAUCAAGUUGAAUCAGAUGAUGAAAUAGAACUUGAUUAUGAUUCAGAUUCAUUGCAAUUAAAAGAUCAACAUUUUGAAAUUAAUAAUAAUAUAGAAAUUGAAUUAUCUGAACCUGAUUCUGAUGAUAGUAAAUAUACUUUUCGACAAAAAAAAAGAAAAUUUACUUUAGCUCAAAAAAAUAAUCAA
This is a messenger RNA of Dentiscutata heterogama, 285 nucleotides long. The record is from the annotation of a GenBank genome assembly. Lineage: Eukaryota; Fungi; Glomeromycota; Glomeromycetes; Diversisporales; Gigasporaceae.